Messenger RNA from Exophiala dermatitidis NIH/UT8656, 822 nucleotides. RefSeq names its product NUAK family, SNF1-like kinase. Gene Ontology annotation, molecular function: ATP binding; protein kinase activity. The transcript is spliced from 2 exons. Gene Ontology annotation, biological process: protein phosphorylation. The record is from RefSeq and is a predicted model, not a curated record. Lineage: Eukaryota; Fungi; Ascomycota; Eurotiomycetes; Chaetothyriales; Herpotrichiellaceae. The coding region runs from base 1 to 822 and encodes 273 amino acids.
AUGUUCGUGGAUCGGUCCCGACUUCACAGUACUAAAAUCGACCUAGAUGGCUUUAGGGUGGACGGGAAUUUCCGCCAGCUCGUCCUAAAGCCUAAGGAAAAGAAAUACAAAAUCAGCGCUGGCGGCGAGAAAGCGGACCAAUUCGUCUUUUACUUAAGAGGGUUUAAGGCGGCGGAAGACGCACUACAAGAGGUGGAGAAAGAAUCUCAGAUGGUAGGAGCACGGGGACAGAAUCCUCGCUGGGCUCGGACAGUCGAGGACGCGCCUAUAGAUCUUCCUACUUGGUACAAUACCCGGCUUCACACGCCAGCCAUUGGGGUUGUCCAGCGAGCGAUCGAUGUUGGACCGCUAGGGAAAGGCGCGUUUGGCGAAGUGCGGAAAGCUGUGGACCGCGAUUCGGGAUGCUUCAUCGCGGUCAAGAAAAUUGAAUUACCCCCCCGAGUUGAGUUUGCGGUGUCGAACGAAGAGGUCCUAUUACGACGUGAAGUCAAAGUUCUUUCCAGCAUUUCUCACAAAAAUAUCGUCGAAUACCUUGGUUCAUCGGGUUGGGACACCGAUAUCGUCAACAUCUAUAUGAGCCUGAAACCGGGAAACCUCUACGAUUUACUCAAGGAAACGCCGAGCGUACGUACUAAUGAUCCCGUUAUUACUCGACUCUACCAUGAAAUGCUCGAGGCGCUAGAUUAUCUCGCCUUCCGAGGCUGGAUCUAUCGGGACGUUAAGCUCGAAAAUAUUCUCUAUACCCCAUCUGGCGACGACAACUACCUCUUCCAAUUAGCAGAUUUUGGCCUUGCCAAUCGGCAACGCCUUGCAAAGACAUAA